GUCCGUCCGGGCAGCAGAUGCACCAAAACAUUCUGACGCGCCAUCAGAAACGACUGAGUGCCAGUUUGAACCCCGCGCCACCCUUCCAGCACAAUGCCAAGCAAGGACCACCGUCCAUUUCGCUGGCUGAGGUGCCCCACCGGCGGAUGUGGACGAACUUUAGUAUCGUCGGGGAUACCACUACUCCCGACGGAAACCGAAUGAACUUGACAGGUUUUCGGGGACAAGCGCCGAUCAACGACCAAGGCACUAUUGAACGCGAUGCAGACGAAUCCACUGAGCAGCGCCACCAGCCAGAUCCCAAUUAAUGUUGCUAUGGCGAAGUUGUAGUUGGGGCUCUGGGUUGCCACUAGCAGCGCGUACACCGCAGCAGACAGACCUGCUUUGACCACCCAGUGGUUGUGCCGAUGGCUAACGACGAGGCCGCCCAAUUCCAUGCCCAAAUGAAUGGCCCACGUCAUCCCCAAUGUAAUGAUGAGCUCGUCAAAGUACGGUCGCCGAAACGACGUCGUGGACACGACAAACCCGGGGUCUUGAGGCAUGCGGAAGGCAAACUGCAGCGCCAAUGAACUGGACGCCAGCGUGGCCGUUUCGUGGAUCGAGAUGACCCCGCCCAUGCUCUGGAAAUGCGUGGACAGGAGCAGGCCGAGCUCCCACUUGGCCAGGUCGAAACGCGUGAGAUGCCACAUCCGGUACAGCUUAGCUACAUAUCGAAGGGCGAUGAAUACCCCCAACGCAUUGAGCAUCACGCCGAUGGCCCAUGCACUGAAGAGCACCACGCGGAGGUUGGCAGACGAGUACGACGCCCGGACUUCGCCGCUGCUGAGGGUUUCCGACCAGCACCGAACGGAUCGAGUCAGGUAUCGAGUUUCGAGGGUGUCGUAGCACACAAGGGAGUGGUGCAGCACGUCCACGUUGUCCUGAAACGGGUUCUCUUUGGUGCUGAGGCGCAUUAAGCCUACACCCAGCGGAGUGUGCGUCCACUGGAUGGGCGGGCCUUGGAAUGGAAACAAAGCGUCAGAGGUGCGA
Aphanomyces astaci is the source of this 1029-nucleotide messenger RNA. RefSeq lists its product as hypothetical. The coding region runs from base 541 to 885 and encodes 114 amino acids. Lineage: Eukaryota; Oomycota; Saprolegniomycetes; Saprolegniales; Verrucalvaceae. The transcript has a single exon. The record is from RefSeq and is a predicted model, not a curated record.